CAUAAAUAGAGAAGGGGAAACGCCAACAAUCGCUAGCUCAUGGAAACGUGCUCUUGUUUUUCUUUCUUGCGUUCUUUCUAUUUUUAUAACUGAGCUGUGGCGCGAAACAAACUGUCACUCGAGUCUAUUAAUAAUUAUGUAAAGAACUUUACCUCACUGUCCAGGCACUAUAAUGAAUUGUCAGCUCGGGCGUUAAGUGCAAUUCAGCGAAAUUGUGAAUGAAACUUCGAUGGUUUUGAUGGGGUGACCGAGUGGACGGGGAGAGAGAAAAAAAGAGAGAGAAAUGAAAUGUGAAGGCUGUGAGAAUAAUGAAGAAAGCGGACUGGGUAUUCAUUAAGGACAGCAGUGUGGAUUAAAGAGCGCUUGGACAGAGCUGAAGAUACUGAGAAGGCCACAGGCAUGACAGCAGCCUCUUGGGACGUGGAUUUAGCUCGGUCCAAUCGUUCUCUGUUCAACCUGAGCAGUAGCUUCAGCAGCACCGAGACCUUCCUGUGGCUGCUGCCCUCGCAGAACAGCACCGAGGUGACCACCCUGCAGCCGGGCACAGCCAGGGUACGGGACCAGGCUCUAGCAAAGGCUGAGAUCGGAGUGCUUAGCCUGGUGCUGGCUCUUACCACACUGGGCAACACCUUUGUCCUGUGGGUGCUGCUGCGCAGGAGAAAGCACCACGCACCAAUGCACCUAUUCAUGAUCAACCUGUGUGUGGCUGAUCUCGUUGUGGCCUUCUUCCAGGUGCUGCCACAGCUGCUGUGGGAUAUCACGGAACGCUUCCAGGGCCCAGAUGCUCUGUGCCGCUUUGUCAAGUACUUGCAGAUUGUGGGCAUGUUUGCUUCCUCGUACAUGAUUGUGGCCAUGACAGUGGACCGCCACUAUGCCAUCUGCUGCCCUCUGCAAGCGUAUCGUGGAGGCAAACCUUCAUGCUGGAACACACCCAUCAUGUUGGCCUGGGUCCUGGCCCUGGUGCUUAGUUUACCACAGGUGUUUAUUUUCUCACGGACUGAAGUCCUGCCAGGAGAAUUUGAGUGCUGGGGGCACUUCAUUGAGCCGUGGGGUCUCAAAGCCUAUGUCACCUGGAUGACUAUAGUUGUGUUCAUUCUACCAGCUAUGAUCAUUACAGUCUGUCAGGUGCGUAUCUUUAGAGAGAUCCAUGACAAUAUCUACCUGAAGUCGGAGAGAAUGGUGACAGCGGAGUUUAAGAGGAACUCUGUGGUCUUCCAUUUCCCUCAGAAAGGAGGACAUCAUGGGAGGUCUGGAAGAGACAGAGACUCACACAGCAGCCAUAAUCAUCAAAUUGACAUCCAUGGAUGUCGUUACUGUAACUCCGCCCCUACAGACCAUCGAAAUUCAUAUGAUGGUCUCUCAAGCCCUGAGCUCUUUGGAAACUCCACAUACAACCCCUGUGAUUCCUGUGAUCCCUGUUCCGUGCCCCUCCCAUCCACAGAAAUCUCCACAUCAACCAAUCCGCCUUUAGAGAAAUUCACUCCUGACUCGUCUAAUCUAUUUCACCCACGUGCCCUGACAGCAUGUGCUCAGUCCAGAGCCUCAUCCUCACUGGCUGGCCAACUUUCAGGAACUCCUGAACUCUGGCCAGAUGUGUUACCUGAUCCUCCCCCUCCACCACCCCCUGGCAUUUCUAAGGCCAUGUCAAAGACAGUGAGGAUGACUUUAGUCAUAGUGUUGGUCUACACUAUCUGCUGGGCUCCUUUCUUCAUUGUCCAGCUGUGGGCAGCCUGGGACCCGAACCCUCCAGACCAAGGAGUAGCAUUCACCAUCCUGAUGCUGCUGGCGAGCUUGAACUCAUGCACAAAUCCCUGGAUCUACACAGCUUUUUCCAGUAGUGUGUCACGCGAGCUGCUCGCUCUGCUGCGCUGCUACGUGCCCAGUCCACGUCGUGGUUCGCUGCCCGACGACUCCACCACCACGCACACCUCAACCACCACCAAGGACAGUAUCUACUGACAUGCACACAUGAACAAACAUGAAUAAACCGCCAGACUGAAAUUCAUCAAGUGUACCAGUGCUCACAAUGCUUACACGGUUUAGAAUUAGCUAUACGUAAAAGGGCAAUGCCCCACAGGAAGCAGCAAACACCAUAAUACAGGUACACCAUAUGUACAGUAAUGUGAAUAUAAGCAGUGGAAAAGACUCUUGUGUACACUUGUGUGUGAAUGUAUGUAUGUGUUUGUGAGUGUGUUGGGACACUCCAGAAUAAGCUGUGAGAAUGUGAGACGUUGCCAGGUGGCUGGACAUCCAGACUGGUAGAGGACCAGCCAAUGAGCAGAUGCCACUGUUUGGAACGUAACAGUGGUUGAGAAUAUUGUGGAUGCAGACGCCUCCGACAUUGCAGAAUGGAUCAUUUCAGGAUUCUGUUACUAAAUUUGAAUUACGUCAGUAUUACUUUGAAAGAAAUACUGGAAGGUGUCGGGGGGGAGCAUAGAGCUGAACACUAGAGCUUGUCAUUACUGCAGUGAGAGAUGAGGAUCUUUAGAAAACUAAAAAUCGGAGAAUUACAGACUUUUAAAGAGGUGGACAUUGUUAUUUGAAACAUUGUCCUACGUCUAUUCUUUCUGGCCUGCCAGGGACAUUUCUGGUAGAAAUGGUUAAAUGCACCUGUUAACCACUUGUUUCCUUGGUGGAUACUGAUAACAAAGAUGUAAUUUCUCGACUGUGACUCUAACCCCCUACUUCACAAUUGUCCUCUGGAUUCAAAAUGCUAUGUAAAUACUGGAAACUGUUUCUCUUUCCUUUAACACUGCAGGGUCACAGCAGGAAGUGACGGGUGCACCUGAAAUGGAUUCCCUAGGAAGGUAAAAAGGAACAACAUUAGGCAGAAAGCUCGGCUGCUCAGUUCCCUCAAACAGGAAGACUGAGUGCCUUUAUCAUGUUAGAAUGAUGAGGAGUUGGCAGCUGGCAUGAGACAAAUGCAAGAGCUUCAGUGCAAUGGCACAAUGAAGUGCAGCACUUGGAGGAACUUAUUACAGCUGCCUAGCAUACAGAGACACACUCAUAUAUGACUGAUUCUCAUUCUGAAAGUGCUGACAGCCUGCCGUCAGAGUGUUCUGAAGAUUAGAGUGCAGUGCCGGAGUGCGGCUCAGCAGCAGAGAAUACACUGCUGUCCGAAGCGAAACUGACAUAGGGAUUUUCCACUCAAUGUAACAUUUUGUAUUAAAAUUUUGUAGCAUAAUCACCCAAACAAGCUACAAAGUUUUCCCUAUAAUGUCUCAGCUUCAAAAUUGCAUUGAAGCUGCAGCCCAAGAAAAAUGCAGAGUGGUUGCAAUAGGAGUGGAAUGGUUGAUAUUAAUAACCCAGACAUGGUAGUCUCCUGAAUGUUAGAGGCUGAUGAAGCCUUGCGCAUAAAUCAGCAUGACUAAAUCAAGGGCCGCCAGGCCACCUGAGUCCCAGAAUUUGAAUGGCCAGAGGACAAGCAUGAUGUAGCUUAGAGACCUUUUUAUGGCCUACUCACAUAGUUUUAUGAUCAUGGUUUUCAGGUGAUGAUUAUUGCUGUUGGUACUCAUCAAGGAAAAGAGCAAAUGGGAUUUUUCCACACGUUCUCAAGGAAACCAGCCUGGUGCUUCUCCACCAAUUGUAAAACCACAGUUACAUAUUACACAGGUUUUAGCAAAGUACAUACCGCCAAUGACAUGGAGCACAGGAAAAAAAAUCAAUAAAAGCACAGCAGAGUCCCUCCAUUUACAAUCACUUGUGUGGGCACAAGGCCAAGGUGAAUCCUGUAACAGUACUAAGGUACAACGCAGUGUGGUUAAAAAAACAAAUGCUGGUUCAGCCUUCUUCUAAAUUGAUGCGGCCAGUAUACUGUUACUUUAUAGUAUAUUAAUACGUUUUAUUUUGCAGCAUUUUGCAUAGGAUUUAAACAUGUACACUCCGAAAAUUAAGCAAAACCCACCCAGUUUUACACUUAUAACAGUAAGAAUAAAUAUAGCUUUUUGCAAUUAUGAAUUUCUAUGGACAGUGUAACUUUUUGUAUCCUGGUGUAUAAUCUAAAAUCUCCAUAUUAUAUGCCAGUUGUACUGCAAAGAAUAAUGGGAAAAAAAUGUAUCUUUUACCACAGUUUCAUCUCUACCUCCAGCCUGUUUCUGUUCUCACAAAUGUGUCUUAUGGUUGUAAUGAGGGGACCAUUUAUAUCAGAAAUUCUAAAGUUAUAGAAUAACUUAUUUGUAUAAAAUAUGUUACGAAUGUACUAAUUUAACAGUAUGUUGAAGGAUGGAAAAUAUACAUAGGUUAAUAUAUCAUACUGACAAACUCUUACCUCUGCAAGGUGCCCAUAUCAUAUGUUUCCAUUUCUUUCCUCCAGUUUGUAGCAUUAUUAUUGUCACUAUAUAAUACAUUUUGCAUCUCUGCCCCUCAAAUGAUGUAAGAUCAAAACUUCAGUUAAUGAUUAGUUAUAGUGACUAAUAUUUUUAUCUGACUUAUAGGAAGUCUACAAUGAUGUACAGAUGACCUUUGUCAGUAUUUUGUUGAGAUCCUGAACUACUCAGUAUGAGCUAGUAAAGUUAUUGUGCAAUCUAACAGCUAUUAAAGAAGCUUUUGUGUCUGUAUUUCGAACAUAUAUACAGGAUUUUUAUAAGUAUAAUCAUAAACUUGUUCUUUUUUCACAGAAAUACAUUUUAUUUAAAAUACGUGCUUAUGUAUGGUAUCUGCAUUAUGCUAAAUAUUGUAAUAAAUGUUUUAAAUACCUA
Molecule: messenger RNA, 4697 nt
Organism: Silurus meridionalis
Lineage: Eukaryota; Metazoa; Chordata; Actinopteri; Siluriformes; Siluridae
Gene: avpr2ab
Product: arginine vasopressin receptor 2a, duplicate b
Exons: 6
Coding region: 400-1959 (519 amino acids)
Biological process (GO): G protein-coupled receptor signaling pathway; positive regulation of vasoconstriction; regulation of systemic arterial blood pressure by vasopressin
Cellular component (GO): membrane
Molecular function (GO): peptide binding; vasopressin receptor activity
Source: RefSeq, a predicted model, not a curated record